GCUGGGUCACCCCUGGAGAUGACAACGAGCGCCUGAAGAGCUCGGUGCCCGAAUGGUUGCUGGAGGAUGAGCAUGCCUUUGCUUGGAGGGUCGUAUCGCUCCUUGGGAUGUAUACAGGGCUGAGCUUCAACAUACACGCACGGGACAUUGCUGAAGGCCCUGGCAUUACCUACUUCUCCUUGUGCUUUACUGGGGCGGACUACUCCCAGCAUCCUGAAGAACAGCAGCCGGAUGAUUGGGAAGAGCGCCUGAGCUGCGGUCACAUCUUCGUGGGCCCGCAGUAUACAGUGGACCUGCUCCGGAGCGGCGAGGUGGCCAUGGUGUCUGUGGAAAACCUCAAGCACAUUGUGGUUGCGGAGUCUUUGUGUGACUUCCUGAUGCUUCUGAAGCUAUGGCUGGCUGAGAUGUUGCCUAAGGCUGAGGAUCUGCACAAGGCUGCGAUCUCCCGGAUGAAGACUGGGACCGGAGGGCCAAGCCACUCUGCAUAUUUGGUGGAAGAAGGGCUUCGCUUUACAGCGCUCCCCGACUUCAUUCUCGGGCGCCUGCCUCCAUCACUUCAGGCCAAAAGAGCUGCGGAGGCCGCGAAGGUGUCUCCACGCAAAAAAAAGCGCGCUCAGUUCUGCUGCCACAGCUGCUCCAGAGCUCUCCCAAGGGAAGCCUUGCGUUGCUGCACCUCCUGCGGCGAGGAAAACGACUUCGCCUACUUCUGCCGGCGGUGCUGCAAAGAUGGUUCGUGGUGCUCGAAAUGCAACAGCUGCUUUCAGUGCUGCGACCUGAGUCACACUGUGGAAGACACUAGUUAG
Symbiodinium pilosum is the source of this 803-nucleotide messenger RNA. The record is from the annotation of a GenBank genome assembly. Lineage: Eukaryota; Dinophyceae; Suessiales; Symbiodiniaceae.